AAAGACUCAGUUGAAGAAUAGCCAACAAGAUGAGAUACUCGUAACACCUCCUGAGUAGCACUGAGCAGAGUCAUCAAGGGGUUGGAUAUUUGUUUACAGUGAACCUGCCCCAAUCACUUAGAAGGACCUGGACUUUAGUGGUGAGACAUGGGGUACGAUGUAACCCGUUUCCAGGGGGACAUUGAUGAGCACCUUAUCUGUCCUAUUUGUAGUGGAGUCUUGGAAGAGCCAGUACAGGUGCCUCAUUGUGAACAUACCUUCUGCAAUGGCUGCAUCAUCCAAUGGCUCUCUCAGCAGCAGACAUGCCCAGUGGACCAUAGCAUUGUUACGGUUGCCCACCUGAGUCCAGUACCUUGGAUCAUGCUGAAAAUGUUGUCAAAGCUACAGAUUGCCUGUGACAAUGCUGUGUUUGGCUGCAGUGCUCUUGUCAGACUUGACCAUCUCAAAUACCACCUCAAUGACUGUGAGCACAACCCGAAGCAGCCUGUGACCUGUGAGCAAGGUUGUGGCCUGGAGAUGACCAAAAAUGAAUUGGCAAGUCACAAUUGCAUUAAGCACCUGAGCUCCAUGAUCCACCAGCAGCAGGCACAUAUCUCAGAGCUGGAGAAGACCUCUGCUGAACAUUUGCACCAGUUGGCAGAACAGGAGCAAGACAUUCAGCUACUAAAGAUGUAUGUACGAGACAGCCAUAGUGUCAUCACCAACCUUCAGAACAUGGAGAAGACAAUUGAGUACAAUAAAAUCCUUGAAUGGGUGAACUCCCCACAGCCAGCAAGAGUGACCUGCUGGGGAAGGAUGAUCUCCACUCCUGACCAGUGCAAGGGUGACAACAUGGUGCAGGAUCCUGGGAUUAUCCUAUUUUCACAUGGUGUAGAGGAGAUAUGAGAGCAUAACUGGCUAUCAGGAAGAGAUAGAGUUGGAAAAAUCCAUUGCUCCAGCAGCUGAACCCUGACUUCUCCCUCAACCCAUAUGCCACAGCUUGUACUUGCUAAACAUACUCCCUGCUUUUCUGGAAUGAAGGACCUGGGGUACUUUGUUCACUUGGGAACCCAAAUUCCUCCCUUUUGCUAUCUCCCCCCUAUAAUAUCUAUAAAAUUUUCAGUCA
This is a messenger RNA of Arvicanthis niloticus (Nile rat), 1105 nucleotides long. Lineage: Eukaryota; Metazoa; Chordata; Mammalia; Rodentia; Muridae. The record is from RefSeq and is a predicted model, not a curated record.